AUGGAAGAAACACAAAAAGGAACGCGCAUAGGGCCGCUGCCUGGGGGUCGCCGGGGCGCGUCUGGAGCUGGCGCUGGACGCGGCAGCAUGCGGGCCGCCAGCCGAGCGCGAGGAGCUGCACGAUCACCUAGCAGCCCCUCGCAUCCAUCAUCCCCACCAGAAGGCUUGGUGUCGGCUGGGUCUUCUCGGACCCAGCAAGCGGCACCCGCCGCUGGUGGAGCACGUCGCAUGCGUUGGACAAAAUCCAUGAACGAAAACGCAUUGCGGGCGUACUAUAGGGCGAAAGGGGAAGAAACUGUGGGAAUAGCGUAUAGGUCUCGGAUGCAUUGCUUUUUUGCUGAGCUGGAGCCGUCUAUCCCCGUCACGGAACAAAACCUGGCAGACCGAGUUCGGUACAUCAUGCGCUCGAAAAUAUUUGAUGAUGCCGAACUCGAACGACUACGACGUGAGGCUAUUCCGUCGUCGAAUGAAUCGGCUAUGGCUGGAGAUGCAGCUCCACAUUCGACAGACCAGCAUCCACACGUGGAAGCCGCCAUGGAUCUUCCAGUUGUGGUUGAUUCGAACGACGAUGAAAUAGUCUCCCACGAACUAGAGCAAAUGAGGAGUAUAUUGGAAGAGGCGAUUUUGGAAACGCGCAGCACCCCUCUCGAAAAUCGACCGCGACUUCCCCGCAUACCCUUAAGCAAGCGAAAUCGGGCUGUCGUGAGGGCUCUUAACCCAAUGCUGGUGACCUAUUUGGAAGCCAGCCGGGACCUUUGCGAGACGGACUCGAUUCUCUUUGGCGCCGCAGUGGCAGUUUGCCGUAUUAUUGGCGCCAAACUUCCCAUGGCUGGACGCGCUACUACACAAAGUAACGCCAUCCCAGCCUGGAGGAAAAGAAUCGAGGACCGUAUCGCAAAGGCAAGGGCCCUUAUCGGCAGACUGACAAGCUUCAGGUCGGGUAAUAAUAGACCGAGGAUUAUGCGCACCGUUAGGAUGGCGUUUGCUGGGACAAAUAUCAGUUUGUCCCAGCCGGAUAUCACGCAGAAACUAACGGAGCGCAUAGACGACCUGAAGCAAAAGAUCGCUGCUUGGGGGAAGCGGAUUCGACGAUUUUCCGAGGGGUCAAGGCGGUUCAACCAGAAUCGUCUCUUCCAGAGUGAUCAGAAGAGGCUCUAUAAAUUAUUGGAGCGACCAAAGGUAUGUGGAGCGGGCCAAGGACCGGAUCAGGCUGACAUUAUCGCAUUCUGGCGUGGCCUGUGGUCAGAGCCCGUAAACCACAGUGAGGGCCCUUGGAUGGAAGUUGUGGCGAGCCAGGGUGCGAGUGUUACGCCUAUGGACCCCAUCACCAUAACGCCAGAAGACGUGGCUGAGGCGGUCCGUAGGGCCCCGAACUGGAAAAGUCCGGGGCUCAACGGGCUGCAUCAUUACUGGCUGAAGGGGUUCGUAGUGUGUCACGCUGUGCUCGCCCGACAGUUUCAAGAGGCUCUCGACCAGAAGUCACUCCCGAGCCUCUUCACUACUGGGAUCACUCACUUGGUUCCUAAAGAUCAGGAUACCACAGACCCGAGCAAAUACCGCCCCAUCACGUGGCCGCUGCCUGGGGGUCGCCGGGGCGCGUCUGGAGCUGGCGCUGGACGCGGCAGCAUGCGGGCCGCCAGCCGAGCGCGAGGAGCUGCAAGAUCACCUAGCAGCCCCCCGCAUCCAUCAUCCCCACCAGACGGCUUGAUGUCGGCAGGGUCCUCUCGGACUCGGCAAGCGGCAUCCGCCGCUGGUGGAGUGCGCCGCAUGCGUUGGACAAGAGAUAUGAACGCAAACGCAUUGCGGGCGUACUAUAGGGCGAAAGGGGAAGAAACUAAGGGGAUAGCGUAUCGGGCUCGGAUGCAUUGCUUUUUUGCUGAGCUGGAGCCGUCUAUUCCCGUCACGGAACAAAACCUGGCAGACCGAGUUCGGUACAUCAUGCGCUCGAAAAUAUUUGAUGAUGCCGAGCUCGAACGACUACGGCGUGAGGCCAUUCCCUCAUCGAAUGAAUUGGCUACGGCUGGGGAUGCGGCUCCUCAGGCGACAGACCAGCUGCCACGCGUAGAAGCUGCCAUGGAUCUUCCAGUUGUGGUUGAUUCCGACGAUGAUGAAAUGGUCUCCCACGAACUAGAGCAAAUGAGGAGUAUACUGGAAGAGGCGAUUUUGGAAACGCGCACCAUGCCUCUCGAAAAUCGACCGCGACUUCCUCGCAUACCCCUAAGCAAGCGAAAUCGGGCUGUCGUGAGGGCUCUUAACCCUAUGCUGGUAACCUAUUUGGAAGCCAGCCGGGACCUUUGCGAGACGGACUCAGUUCUUUUUGGCGCCGCAGUGGCAGCUUGCCGUAUUAUUGGCGCCAAACUUCCCCUGGCUGGACGCGCUACUAAACAAAGUAGCGCCAUCCCAGCCUGGAGAAAAAGAAUUGAGGACCGUAUCGCAAAGGCAAGGGCCCUUAUCGGCAGACUGAUAAGCUUCAGGUCGGGUAAUAAUAGACCGAGGGUUGUGCGCUCCGUUAGAAUGGCGUUUGCUGGGACAAAAAUCAGUUUGUCCCAGCCGGAUAUCACGCAGAAACUAACGGAGCGCAUAGACGACCUGAAGCAAAAGAUUGCUGCUUGGGGGAAGCGGAUUCGCCGAUUUACCGAGAGGUCAAGGCGGUUCAACCAGAAUCGUCUCUUCCAGAGUGAUCAGAAGAGGCUCUACAAAUCAUUGGAGCGACCAGAGGUAUGUGGAGCGGGCCCAGGACCGGAUCAGGCUAACACUGUCGCAUUUUGGCGUGGCCUGUGGUCAGAGCCCGUAAACCACAGCGAGGGCUCUUGGACGGAAGUUGUGGCGAGUCAGUGUGCGAGUAUUACGCCCAUGGACCCCGUCAUCAUAACGCCGGAUGACGUAGCUGAGGCGGUCCGUAGAGCCCCGAACUGGAAAAGUCCGGGACUCGACGGACUGCAUCACUACUGGCUGAAGGGGUUCAUGGUGUGUUACGCUGUGCUCGCCCGUCAGUUUCAAGAGGCUCUCGACCAGAAGUCGCUCCCUAGCCUCUUCACUACUGGGAUCACUCAUUUGGUUCCUAAAGACCAGAUGAGAAAACUAUAUAGAUACCCCACACAUAAUAAUAAUAAUAGGUCACCUAGCAGCCCUCCGCAUCCAUCAUCCCCACCAGAAGGCUUGGUGUCGGCUGGGUCUUCUCGGACUCAGCAAGCGGCACCCGCCGCUGGUGGAGCACGUCGCAUGCGUUGGUCACAAGAAAUGAAUGCAAACGCACUGCGGGCGUACUUUAGGGCAAAAGGGGAAGAAACUGGAUGUUUGGCGUAUCGGGCUAGGAUGCAUCGUCUUUUUGCUGAGCUGGAGCCAUCUUUAAUCGUCACAGAGCAAAACCUGGCAGACCGAGUUCGGUAUAUCUUGCGCUCAAAUAUAUUUGAUGUCGCCGAACUCGAACGGCUACGACGUGAGGCUGUUCCCUCGUCGGAUGAGAAUGCUACGGCUGAGGAUGCGGCGCCAUUCCCACAAAUGGUAGAGCAACCCGCAAACGUGGAUGCCGCCGUGAAUACCCCAGUUGUGGUUGAUUCAAACGAUGAUGGAACAGUCGCCCAGGAACUGGAAUUAGAGCAUAUGAGCAGUACAUUGGAAGAGGCGAUUGUGGAAACGCGCAGUACGCCUCUCGAAAAUCGACCGCGACUUCCCCGCAUAGCCCUAAGCAAGCGGAAUCGGGCUGUCGUGAGGGCUCUGAACCCAAUGCUGGUGACCUAUUUGGAAGCCAGCCGGGACCUUUGCGAGACGGACUCAAUUCUUUUUGGCGCCGCGCUGGCAGUCUGCCGUAUCAUAGGCGCCAAGGUUUCCACGGCUGGACGCGCUACUGGCCAUAGUAGCGCUAUCCCAGCAUGGAGAAGAAGAAUUGAGGAACGUAUCGCAAAGGCUAGAGCUCUCAUCGGCAGACUGAUAUGCUUCAGAUCAGGCAACAACAGGCCAAGAAUUGUGCGCACCGUCAGGAUGGCGUUUGCUGGGACAAAUGUCAGUUUGUCCCAGCCGGAUAUAACGCAAAAACUGACGGAGCGCAUAGAUGAUCUGAAGCAGAGAAUCGCUGCUUGGGGAAAGCGGAUUCGGCGAUAUACCGAGAGGUCGACACGGUUCAACCAGAAUCGUCUCUUCCAGAGUGAUCAGAAGAGGCUCUAUGAAUCAUUGGAGCGACCAAUGGUAAGUGGAACGGGUCCAGCACCGAAUCAGGCCGACACUGUAGCAUUCUGGCGCGGCCUGUGGUCAGAGCCCGUAAACCACAGCGAGGGCCCUUGGACGGAAGUUGUGGCGAGUCAGUGUGCGGGUAUUACGCCCAUGGACCCCGUCAUCAUAACGCCGGAUGACGUAGCUGAGGCGGUCCGUAGGGCCCCGAACUGGAAAAGUCCGGGGCUUGACGGGCUGCAUCACUACUGGCUGAAGGGGUUCAUGGUGUGUCACUCUGUGCUCGCCCGACAGUUUCAAGAGGCUCUCAACCAGAAGUCGCUCCCAAGCCUCUUCACUACUGGGAUCACUCAUUUGGUUCCUAAAGACCAGGGAACGAGCACUUACCCAUCGUCUAAUAUAGGAACCUACACCUCCACCCCUAGUUCUUGA
Molecule: messenger RNA, 4599 nt
Organism: Parnassius apollo (apollo)
Lineage: Eukaryota; Metazoa; Arthropoda; Insecta; Lepidoptera; Papilionidae
Source: the annotation of a GenBank genome assembly